This is a messenger RNA of Cygnus atratus (black swan), 1654 nucleotides long. It is a transcript of the gene DNAJB4, whose product is annotated as DnaJ heat shock protein family (Hsp40) member B4. The record is from RefSeq and is a predicted model, not a curated record. Gene Ontology annotation, molecular function: protein-folding chaperone binding. The coding region runs from base 545 to 1564 and encodes 339 amino acids. The transcript is spliced from 4 exons. Gene Ontology annotation, cellular component: cytosol. Lineage: Eukaryota; Metazoa; Chordata; Aves; Anseriformes; Anatidae.
GAGAGCAGUGCCUGAGAAGCGGGCCGGGCAGGGAGCGGCUGAGGCGGUGGCGGGCGGUGAGUGCCUCGGGGAGGGAGCGUUUAGCGCCCGGGUGCCUGCCUCUCUCCCUUACCCGGCCGCUCCCCCGGCCGUUAGAGGAGCGGUGCUGCCCUCAGCCCGGAGCCGGGCGCUGCCCGUGUGCCCGCCGCGUGACGCACGAAAGCUGUGAAAAAAUAAGUUUUUUCUCUUCGUGUCUGUCCGUGGGGCCCUUCCCCACGCCUCGCUCCCUGUCCUUCAGCGCCUGCGGGUGUUUGUGGCUUGUUUUGAAGCGCUCGCCGCUAUCGCGCGGCUCUGACAGCUGUUUGUCUUUUCGUGGCUGAGCAAGCAUAAGCUUUAAUGAUAAGCUGGAGCUGGUAGUGCUCUGAUCUGGGCCCUGCCUGGGAGAGAGGGGGAAUAACUGUCACGGAGUGGGGUGGGGAGCGCUGUAAAGCAUCUCUACAUUGCUGAGACACUGGAUACUGGUUUCUUUAUAGCAAGGAAAAUCUAAAUUCCUUCAACUCUCAGGAUGGGGAAGGAUUAUUAUUCUAUUCUGGGAAUUGAAAAAGGGGCUUCUGACGAGGAUAUCAAAAAGGCUUACAGAAAACAAGCCCUUAAAUGGCAUCCAGACAAGAACAAAUCUCCCCACGCAGAGGAAAAAUUCAAAGAGAUUGCAGAAGCUUAUGAAGUGCUGAGUGAUCCCAAAAAGAGAGACAUUUAUGAUCAGUUUGGAGAAGAAGGUCUGAAGGGAGGAGCUGGAGGACCUGAUGGACAGGGUGGUACCUUCCGAUACUCCUUCCAUGGUGACCCACAUGCUACAUUUGCGGCUUUCUUUGGUGGCACAAAUCCUUUUGAGAUCUUCUUUGGAAGGAGGAUGCCUGGUGGCAGAGAUACUGAAGACAUGGAGGUGGAUGGUGAUCCAUUUGGAUCCUUCACCAGCUUCAGUAUGAAUGGUUUUCCAAGGGAAAGGAAUACAGUUGGUAGCCAAUUACGUCGUAAACAAGAUCCACCUGUAAUUCAUGAACUUAAGGUGUCAUUGGAAGAGAUCUAUCAUGGCUGCACAAAAAGGAUGAGGAUUUCACGUAAAAGGCUGAACCCAGAUGGUAGAAGUGUCCGAACAGAGGACAAAAUUCUCACUAUUGAAAUAAAAAGAGGAUGGAAAGAGGGCACUAAAAUCACUUUUCCAAAAGAAGGUGAUGAAACACCAAACACAAUUCCAGCUGACAUUGUUUUCAUCAUUAAAGAUAAACCUCACUCGCAUUUCAAGAGAGAUGGAUCAAAUAUUAUCUAUCCUGUUAAGAUCAGCUUAAGGGAGGCCUUGUGUGGCAGCUCUAUCAACGUGCCAACGAUAGAAGGAAGAACCAUACCCAUGACAGUAAAUGAAGUUGUAAAGCCUGGGAUGAGACGAAGAAUUAUAGGAUACGGUUUGCCAUUUCCCAAAAAUCCUGACCAACGUGGAGACUUAAUUAUAGAGUUUGAAGUAGUUUUCCCAGAUAACAUUUCUCCAGCAUCAAAAGAAGUACUUAGGCGAAAUCUUCCAGUUUCAUAAAAUGAAGACUAUGUCAACUGUUUAAACAGGACACUGGAAAUGCAGAAGACUGGCAAGUCUGUGCUUUAAAAGUGCAAUCUGUAACAACUA